This is a messenger RNA of Trichoderma aggressivum f. europaeum, 1539 nucleotides long. RefSeq lists its product as uncharacterized. The record is from RefSeq and is a predicted model, not a curated record. Gene Ontology annotation, cellular component: cytosol. The transcript has 2 exons. Bases 1 to 1539 code for a protein of 512 amino acids. Gene Ontology annotation, molecular function: transaminase activity; pyridoxal phosphate binding. Lineage: Eukaryota; Fungi; Ascomycota; Sordariomycetes; Hypocreales; Hypocreaceae.
AUGACUACUGCGUCCAUGAGUUGCUCUAUGCCCGUCUCCAAGGCCUUGGGAGAGAAACCAUAUGCCCCAUCACUUCCACCACCGCAGGAUUUGAAGCAGACUGUAACGACUGCCUCCUCCUCCUCUGUUGACGGCGGAGACAUCCCUGCCUUGCUCCAUCGAUCACUGGCUACUCGCCCUCAUUUGGUUGAUCAUGCCAAUGGCAAUUACCUCUACCUCGCCGAUGGCCGCUCUAUCCUCGAUGCCUGUGGGGGAGCAGCCGUAGCUGUCAUUGGUCACGGCAACACCGAAGUAAUCGCAGCCACUGCAGCUCAGAUGCAACGAACAAGUUAUAUCCACACGGGCGCAUAUACAACUACGGCAGCUGAAGAUUUAGCCAAAUUUAUUCUCGAGUGUGGCACUUCAGUCGACGGUAAGGACAACUAUUUCGCUCAUGGCUUGACCAGGGCCUUUUUUGUGGGCAGCGGCAGUGAGGCAAACGAAUCGGCAAUGAAGAUCGCGCGGCAAUAUUUCGUUGAAAAGGGCGAAUUACAACGACAGCAUUACGUCUCGCGCCGGCAAGCAUACCAUGGAAACACUUUUGGCUCCAUGUCCAUAUCAUCGGUUGCAGGACGCCGAGCACCAUAUGAAGAUGUUCUUCUGCCGAAUACAUCAUUUGUUAAUCCCGCGUUUGAGUAUCACUAUCGCUACAAGAAUGAGACGGAAAAGGAAUAUGCAGAGAGAUUAAUUCAUGAGCUGGAGGCACAUUUUUUGGAGAUUGGAUCUGAGAAAAUUAUCUCCUUCGUAGCUGAGCCAGUAGUCGGUGCAACGUCUGGCUGUGUGACAGCCCCCAAGGGUUACUUCAGCGGGGUUCGUUCCCUUUGCGACAAGUAUGGUAUCUUGCUACAUUUAGAUGAGGUUAUGUGUGGCAUAGGCCGAACGGGAUCAUAUUUCGCCUUUGAACAAGAAGAUGGCAGCGUCUUGCCUGAUAUCGUUACCAUCGGCAAAGGAUUGGGUGGUGGAUAUGUGUCUCUUGCAGCCAUGCUAGUUAACGACAGAAUAGUCAACACUCUACGUCAGGGUUCAUCGGUAUUUAACCAUGGACACACGUUCCAGGCGCAUCCGACAGCAUGUUCAGCAGCACUUGCUGUACAGAAAAUUAUCCAACGGGAGGGAUUAGUAUCCAGAUGCGCUGACUUGGGUACUAAAUUUGGACGGCGUUUGCGUACUGAGUUCGAGUGUCGCAAGUACGUAGGCGAUAUCCGUGGCCGUGGCCUGCUCUGGGCGCUUGAGUUUGUCCAAGAUAAGAAAACAAAGACUCCGUUUGAGGCGUCAUUUGGAUUUGGGUCCCAGAUCCAUCAAAUAGCGUUCGACUUGGGCGUGGCGGUGUAUCCCUGUGUGGGAACAGUGGAUGGUGUUGUUGGAGAUCACAUCCUUCUUGCUCCCCCGUUCAACAUAUCGGACAAUGAGCUCGACACCGUUAUCUCGACACUUCGCCGCGCUUAUGAUGAGGUAGAGUCACACUAUGACAGUGCAACUGGAAGAGAAGAGACAGCCUAA